Molecule: messenger RNA, 1659 nt
Organism: Penicillium nucicola
Lineage: Eukaryota; Fungi; Ascomycota; Eurotiomycetes; Eurotiales; Aspergillaceae
Product: cytochrome P450
Exons: 4
Coding region: 1-1659 (552 amino acids)
Molecular function (GO): iron ion binding; oxidoreductase activity, acting on paired donors, with incorporation or reduction of molecular oxygen; monooxygenase activity
Source: RefSeq, a predicted model, not a curated record
AUGUACGCAGCUCUAGGCUGCGCCCUGAUUCUUGCAGUAUUCGCCAUUCUACUUCUGGCUCGAGGUCAAUUCCCAGGCCAGAGGGCUCCCGGUUUGCCUCCAGGACCUCCAUGUCUUCCCAUCAUUGGGAAUAUCCACCAAAUUCCUAGAACUGGAGCCCACCUCAAGUAUGCACUAUUCGGGUUUGCCCCGAUUGUUUUCUCAGAGCUAAUGACAUAUGGCAGGUUCACAGAAUGGGUAUCACUUUACGGGCCUAUAUUUUCACUCAAGUUGGGAUCUCAAAAUGUCAUUGUUUUGAGCUCUCCGUACAUGAUCAAGCAGCUCAUCGACAAACAAUCAGCUAUUUAUAGUGAUCGACCCAAAUCGUACAUUGCAGACAAUCUAGUUUUCCAUCAUGAUCAUCUUAUGUUCCUCGGCCCUGAUGCUAGAUGGCGGCGUGGUCGGCGACUCUAUCAUCAAUUUUUUAAUGAAACUCUUUGCGAAAAGAGUCAUCACCAUCUUCAAAAUGCUGAAGCUACACAGCUUCUUCGAGAUCUAUGUUGCAGCCCGGAUAAUUUCAGGAGCCACUGCAAGCGGUUCCCAAACAGCAUCAUCAUGAGUCUUGUCACGGGUAUUCGGACAGCAACUCCAUCAACUCCUCACAUGAACAGCCUCUACACUGUCUUGGAUGGUAUAUCUGAGAUUUUUGAGAUGGGUGCAACUCCACCAAUUGACAUUUUCCCAUUUUUGAAUUGGAUUCCAGAGACAUUUUUCGGUAAUUGGAAGUCUCGGUCUGUCGGUCUUUCUCAAACCAUGGAUUCUGUCUACGGUCCGCUUGUAGACCGGGUAUUAUCUCGUCGAGCAAAGGGCGGAUCAACAAAAAGCGAAAGUUACUUAGACAUGAUCUUUGAUCAGCAAGAAAAGCUGCAGUUAACUCGACACGAAAUUGAUCUCAUGCUUGGAAACCUCUUGGAGGGUGGGUCUGAUACCACAUCUAUUACGAUCAUUUCUUUCAUUCAAGCUAUGGCUUUGUAUCCGGAAGCUCAAAAGGAAGCACAGAAAUCCAUUGAUGACGUGAUUGGCUCAGAGAGAUCCCCUACAUGGGAAGACUUCUCGAGUCUACCAUAUAUAACGAUGGUGGUCAAAGAGACCCUGCGCUGGCGACCUGUGAUGCCAACGGCCUUUCCACACGCUACAAGUAAAGAGAGCUCAAUUGAUGGGAUGACUAUUCCCGCAGGUUCUACGGUCAUGAUAAACGUCUGGGGAUUGCAUCACGAUGAUACUCUACAUGAUGACCCUAGCCAUUUCAAUCCUUCAAGGUACAAAUACCAUACCAAUUUGGCACCGGUAUAUGCAUCUUCGCCUGAUUACGAAAACCGUGAUCACUACGUGUACGGCUCAGGACGUCGCAUCUGCCCUGGAAUACAUCUCGCAGAACGUGGGCUUUUCUUGGCCUUUGCUAAGAUGCUAUGGGCAUUCGAUAUUACUCCCAAACUGGACUCUAGUGGAGUUCCAAUCCCAAUUGAUUGUGACCCUGUCACUGGGUAUACCGAUGGAUUCCUGCGGUGUGCUAAGCCCUACGCGACAGACAUCAAGCCACGGUCGGAGGAGAGACAGAAAACAAUUUUUGCUGAAUUUGAGCGUGCUGAGAUGGAGGUGUUCAGCAAAUAUGAUACAUAG